This is a messenger RNA of Syngnathus typhle (broad-nosed pipefish), 1979 nucleotides long. RefSeq names its product insulin-like growth factor binding protein 1a (gene igfbp1a). Gene Ontology annotation, molecular function: insulin-like growth factor I binding; insulin-like growth factor II binding. The transcript is spliced from 4 exons. The record is from RefSeq and is a predicted model, not a curated record. The coding region runs from base 194 to 988 and encodes 264 amino acids. Gene Ontology annotation, biological process: regulation of insulin-like growth factor receptor signaling pathway. Lineage: Eukaryota; Metazoa; Chordata; Actinopteri; Syngnathiformes; Syngnathidae. Gene Ontology annotation, cellular component: extracellular region.
AACACACAUACACGAGCCGGCGGCUAUAAAUAGGGCUGCGCGCAACGCACACAGAGACAUUUCACCCCCAAAUCAAAGGAAACACUCUCGUGAGCGAGAUACGCUGGGAAACCGAAUAACGGCUGACUUUUGACCAUUCACUCGAUUGCGCUGCAAUUUGUGUCGUUGCGUAGUGUAGUGUAAAGGCUUCGAGAUGCUUUGGGGUGGAUUUUACGUGAAACACGUCGUGGUGGCAGCUGUGUGCUCCGUGCUGGCAACAGGGACAGUCACGAUGGGGUCCCCGGUGUUGGCGCCGGAGCCGAUCCGGUGCUCGCCGUGCACUCCCGAGAGGCUGAGCCAGUGUCCGCCGGUGGAUCCCGGGUGCGCGGAGGUGCUGAGGGAGCCCGGCUGUGGAUGUUGUCCCGCCUGCGCCCUGGCGGCCGAUGAGCUCUGCGGCAUCUACACGGCGCCGUGCGGCUCCGGACUGAGGUGCAGCCCGAAGCCCGGGGACCCCCGACCGCUGCAUUCUCUCACCCGGGGACAAGCCGUGUGCACGGAGAGCUCCGAGCCCAAACCGACUGAGGAGCUUCAGACACAAGAUCCGGGCGAGCAGGAGGCUGAGAUGGAAAAUGUCGCCGUGGUCUCGGACCCAGGCUUCAGUUACUACCUCCCCGGCCAGACUAAGCCAUACGACCCGAGGGCGGCUGCCGACGCGCAGGAGAGCAUGAAAGCCAAACUCGUCGCCAUCCGCAAAAAAUUAGUCGAGCAGGGGCCUUGUCACAUCGAGCUGCAAAGAGCCUUGGAGAAAAUUGCCAAAUCGCAACAGAAACUUGGAGACAAGCUGACCAGAUUCUACCUCCCCAACUGUGACAAACACGGGCUUUACAAGGCCAAGCAGUGUGAAUCAUCUCUGGAUGGCCAAAGGGGACGAUGCUGGUGCGUGAACUCCUGGAAUGGCAAGAAGAUUUUAGGCUCCGGCGAGCUGUUGGCGGAUUCCGAGUGCUCUUAAGCAAGAAUCUCCCAAAGAAAAAGAAGCGAGCCACUGAUUUUCCAUUUUGAUAGCUGUUUAUUUAUUGACCCGAUCCUUGGUGGUGUUUGAAUCAGGUACACUGUUGUUGUGGGACUGCCAUUGCCCCGUUCUGUCCCAAAGAGAAGAGCAAGAGUCUAUUUUUGCUUUUCAAAAUGGAGAUUUUAAUAUUGAUACGUAUUUACUUUUCAGUCUAUUUAUUUCAGUUGGGUUGAAUGUGUGCUGUGGUUGUGUCAUUAUUAUUAUUUUUGGUAUUUAUGACAUUUCUGUGUUACUGUUUUUUUUUAUUAUUGGCUGUUCAAUGUGUAUAUAUUUAUCUUGGCCCUGACUAACUCCAUUGCUGAGUUGAGCUCGUUGUACCGUCGAAGUUGUCUGGAGGUUUGCACGUGACAAACCAAGCGAGAAUGAAAGCACUGAGCGUUUAAAUGUCAAUGAUUGCUGUUGUUGUUGACUUUUUUUGCUUUUAAAUAUUUUGAUAUAAUUUUCUACAUUGCUGCCAUUUAAAUGUCUUUCAAGACCUGAUGCGAAUCAGCAUCAGCUCUUGGGAGUGACUGCAAGGCUGUCCAAUUGGAACAAGGACGUAGUCUCAAAAAACAUCUCCUCGGCCGGGUUCCUCGCGGGCGCCGCCAUUUUGACGCACCUCCGCUCAGACGGGUAUUUCAACAUUUACCUACCUCCAGUAUUGAUGUGUCCUCUCGCAAUUAUGUUUGUGUGUCUGUUGACAAGACUUGCUACUCGACCUCGUAUGUUGCCGUUCUCUCGGGAUAAGAACACGUGACCACAUGGAAGGAGUCCCACGCUUGAACCGUGCCGUGGUUCUCGAGUGGCGCCUCUCUUCUGAUCUACAUGCUGCUGAUGGAGAGGAUUGUUUCUAUUGAUUCCAAAGAGACUAACCGACCGCUUGCUCACUUUUGUAAUUGAGAUGUAAUGUAAGAAACCCAAAGGUGAUAUAUUUAAUAAAAACAUGACUUAA